Molecule: messenger RNA, 2216 nt
Organism: Theobroma cacao (cacao)
Lineage: Eukaryota; Viridiplantae; Streptophyta; Magnoliopsida; Malvales; Malvaceae
Product: MDIS1-interacting receptor like kinase 2-like
Biological process (GO): protein phosphorylation
Molecular function (GO): protein kinase activity; protein binding; ATP binding
Source: RefSeq, a predicted model, not a curated record
AUGGCAUCCCUUACUGAUCUAAAACUGCCGAUGAACAACCUCAGUGGUCAACUUCCUGCAGAAAUUAGCAACCUUACAUCAAUGAAGAUAUUGUUAAUGGGAACUAACAGGCUGUCUGGCUACCCACCAGAUCGUAUAUGCUCUGGUGGCUUACUCGAAAGACUAUCCGUGCACACAAACCAUUUUGUAGGUCCUAUCCCGAAAGACUUGAAAAACUGCAGCAGACUUGUUAGAGUUCGUUUUGAAGAGAAUCAACUCAUAGGAAACAUAUCAGAGGUUUUUGGCGUAUACCCAAACUUGAACUAUAUUGAUUUGAGUUACAAUAAGUUCGUUGGUGAGCUUUUGCGAAACUGGGGCCUGAGUCAUAAGCUGACAAGCUUCAGGAUUUCCAACAAUAAGAUCGUUGGUCCAAUACCUGCUGAGCUUGCCAAAGCGACCAACCUACAGAUUCUUGACCUAUCGGCAAAUCAACUAGCAGGGAGGAUCCCAAAGGAGCUAGGUGGCUUGGCAUUGUUGUUCACUCUCGAACUGAAUGAUAAUAAACUUUUAGGCAGUGUUCCUACAGAGCUUGGGUUUCUGUCUGAUUUAGCAACACUUAACCUUGCAGCAAACAGAUUAAGUGGUUCAAUUCCUGGACAAUUAGGACAAUUUUCAAAACUACUGUACCUGAAUUUGAGCAAUAACAGGUUCACUGGAAAGAUACCCUUCCACAUUGGUCGUCUAGGCUCUCUCCAGAAUCUUGAUCUUAGCCUCAAUUUGCUUACAGGAGAAAUACCAUCAGAACUUGGAUUGCUAACCAGCCUGGAAAACUUAAAUCUUUCCCACAAUCAGCUCUCCGGCUAUAUUCCCACCACCUUUGAUGAGAUGUUGAGCUUGACAACUGUUGAUGUAUCCUACAAUAAGUUGGCAGGUCCUCUCCCUAGCAAUAAAGCCUUCAGUAGAGCACCAGCAGAAGCACUUGAACAUAACAAAGGCUUGUGUGGCAACACAACCGCUAUAGAGACCUGCCGCACCAUGGUAAAAAAAUCCAAGGGGAAACUCAGCAAAAAAGUUUUGAUUUCAAUUGUAGCCCCUCUUUUGGCUACUUUAAUCCUUUUGUUCAUCAUUGCUGCAACGCUCUUUACUCGGUCGCGCAGAGCAAAGAAUAUGAUUGAAACAAGAGAACAGGAAAAGGAAAUUUGUUUCGGCAUAUGGGGCUUUGAUGGGAAAUUGAUGCACGAAUGCAUCAUUCAAGCAACAGAGGACUUCAACUCCAAAUACUGCAUUGGAAAAGGUGGGUCUGGAAGUGUUUACAGAGCUAAGCUUCCAACAGGACAAGUUGUUGCUGUGAAGAAGCUUCAUGAAUUAGAUGAUGAUGAAGUGGCCAAUCUCAAAUCUUUCAGCAAUGAGGUCAAUGCAUUGACAGAAGUAAAGCACCGAAACAUUGUCAAGCUUUAUGGUUUUUGUUCUCAUGCUAAAUACUCAUUUUUGGUUUAUGAGUAUCUUGAAGGGGGAAGCUUGGCAAAGAUACUUAAAAGUGAAGCAAAAGCAAGGGAGUUAGACUGGAAUAAGAGGAUACAAGUUGUAAAAGCUGUGGCAAACGCUUUAACUUAUAUGCAUCAUGAAUGUCUUCCUCCUGUAAUUCAUAGAGACAUAUCGAGCAACAACAUUUUGUUGGAUUCAGAGUACGAAGCUCACGUUUCAGACUUUGGAACUGCUAGGAUUUUAAAUCCUGAUUCAUCCAAGUCGACUUCAUUUGCCGGCACUGUUGGAUACUUUGCUCCAGAGCUAGCUUAUGGAAUGGAAGCAAAUGAAAAAUGUGAUGUUUAUAGCUAUGGGGUGUUGACAUUGGAAAUCAUAAUGGGAAAGCAUCCAGAAGAUCUGUUAUUGUCUCUCUCACUGCCAACAUCAAUCACCACCCACCGAAUUUCACUCAAGGACUUAUUGGAUCAUCGGCUUCCACCUCCAAUAGACCAGGUAGCAGAGGAAGUAGUCUUCACUGUAAAGUUAGCAUUUUCCUGCCUGCAUACCAGUCCACAUGCUCGGCCAACCAUGCGACAAGUUUCUCACCAGCUUUCAGCUCGAAAGCCACCUUUGUUGGAUCCACUAGACAUGAUUAAACUAGCAAAACUACUCUAAAGUUCUGUACUGUGCUUUGAUAGCAAGUUCUUUGAUUUGUUUAAUGUUGUCUGAUAUAUGAUGCAGCAGCCAAUUAAAACCUCCAGCUGCUUCUUUUU